UUAUCUAAUUAUUUGAAUGACUAGCGCGUUAAUUGAAUGACGACAUUUAAUUGGAUGAAUAAAGGAUAUAUAGCUCUGAACUUUACACAUAUGAGUUACCUCUUGUGGGAUCAGUGAUGUGGAUGUCAAUUCGAAUGCUGGCCGUUUUGGCGUUGGCAAACUUUGGUCAUGCCAUGCCAUACGAUACGAUUAUCGUCGGUCUCGGCUCUGCCGGUGUGACGGCUGCGUCUACACUUGCGCGGGCCGGCAAGAGAGUGCUGGGCCUCGAGGCUAUGGACAGAAUAGGGGGUAGAGUGAAGACCGUGCCGUUUGGCGAUGGGCUAGUAGAGGAGGGGGCUGAAUGGAUAGAGGGUACAGAAUACAAUCGCGUGUACCAAAUGGCCAUACACAAUAAAAUACCAUUACUAGACCAGCAAUUGGAGUUCGAUGUGUACAGAUCAGAUGGGAGUUUGGGCAAUAAUACGUUGAUUUCCGAACUAGUGGCGUUCUGUCAUGAGCAAGCUGUCAAAGGGUCGGAGAAACCGUUGUCUGUUGGUGAAUUUAUUACUGGCAAAUUAAAGGAACACAUUAAAAUCAAAUAUCCCGAAUUGAAAAACAAUGAAACAUUUUUAAAGGAGUUUUUAAUCUUUAUGAAUCUCAUUGUAAAUAAUCACCAAGGUUCCAAUGAUUGGACCGAGGUUAGUGCAAAGUCGGCUUAUAAAGACUACCCUGGACCACAACAUAUCAGCUGGCAUAGAUAUGGGUAUAAAACCUUUUUUGAACUAGCUUUGAACACAUACAACAACAGACCAGGGUUGCCAAACCUAGAUAUUAAACUAAAUUCGCCCGUAAAAAGGAUUAUAUGGCCGCGUAAUAGUACCGGCAAUGUUCUAUUAGAGUGUGAAGGAGGAAAGAGUUACACCGCACGACAUGUUAUCGUCACAGUGUCGUUGGGUGUUUUAAAGGAACGACAUGAAAAAAUGUUUGAACCCGCAUUGCCAGUAGAGAAAAGGACAGUCAUAGGCAAAAUGUCUAUGGGCGUCAUGGAUAAAAUCGUUUUGAAAUUAGACAAACCAUGGAGUGACAAGAAAUUAUUGUUCUUCAGCUUCCUAUGGAGGUUGGAAGAUAUAGCAAAAGUGUCUAAGCAAGAUCAUUGGAUAACUAGAAUUAUCGGAGCUAGCAACCCUAUUGGUUCAAAUAAUACGUUAACUCUAUGGACUAGUGGGGAUGAGAGCAAAAUGGAAACAUUACCAGAUGAGGUCGUGAAACGAAAAUGUAUGGAUUUAAUUCGAAAAUUUAUGGGCAAGAAGUAUAAUAUACCAGAAUCAACCGAAAUGCUAAGGUCAAAAUGGUAUAGUAACCCGUACACACGGGGCAGUUAUACCUUCGAUAACUUAAACACUCCAAACUAUCCUCACGCAAGAGAGACCCUAGGAGCCCCAUUGCUGGACUCAUCCGGAACACCGAGAGUUUUGUUCGCGGGAGAAGCGACAGACCCUAUACACUUUUCUACGGUAGCUGGAGCGAGUGACACUGGGUAUAGGGAAGCUAUGAGAUUAUUAACGAGUAGUAAAAUGUGAAUAAAUGUUUUGUAAUUAAUA
Messenger RNA from Colias croceus (clouded yellow), 1580 nucleotides. Its product is annotated as spermine oxidase-like. Bases 117 to 1559 code for a protein of 480 amino acids. Gene Ontology annotation, molecular function: polyamine oxidase activity. Lineage: Eukaryota; Metazoa; Arthropoda; Insecta; Lepidoptera; Pieridae. The record is from RefSeq and is a predicted model, not a curated record. The transcript is spliced from 8 exons.